Molecule: messenger RNA, 1403 nt
Organism: Brachypodium distachyon (stiff brome)
Lineage: Eukaryota; Viridiplantae; Streptophyta; Magnoliopsida; Poales; Poaceae
Product: ADP,ATP carrier protein ER-ANT1
Exons: 3
Coding region: 56-1057 (333 amino acids)
Biological process (GO): mitochondrial ADP transmembrane transport; mitochondrial ATP transmembrane transport
Cellular component (GO): mitochondrial inner membrane
Molecular function (GO): ATP:ADP antiporter activity
Source: RefSeq, a predicted model, not a curated record
CGGUGCGUCGUGUGGUGACCGCUGAACCAGAAGCCGAUACUCGCUCUCGGCGGCGAUGGCCGCGGCGGCGACCAAGGGCGGCGCCGACGCCUGCCGGCGGGAGCAGGAGCGCGCCCGGAGGCCGAAGCCCUCUAGGGUGGCGGCGGACUUCGCCAUGGGCGGCGCGGCGGCGGUGGUGGCCAAGACUGGGGCGGCGCCGGUGGAGCGCGUGAAGCUGCUGCUGCAGAACCAGGCGGAGAUGCUGCGCCGCGGGGGUCUCACGCGGCCCUACAAGGGGAUCGCCGACGCCUUCGCCCGCGUGCUCCGGGAGGAAGGCGCCGCCGCGCUCUGGCGGGGGAACCAGGCCAAUGUCAUCCGGUACUUCCCCACCCAGGCUUGCAACUUUGCAUUCAAAGGCUACUUCAAGAGCUUAUUUGGCUAUGAUAAGGAGAGAGACGGUAAGUGGAAAUGGCUAGCUAGCAAUGUAGCAUGCGGCAGCGCUGCAGGAGCUACAACGUCGUCUCUGCUAUACCAUCUCGACUAUGCACGAACUCGGCUAGCUACUGACGCGAUUGAAUCCCGGGGAAACAAACGUCAGUUCAGGGGGUUGCUGGAUGUCUACAAGAAGACACUUGCGAGUGAUGGUAUUCCUGGAUUGUAUCGAGGCUUCAGUGUGUCUAUUGUGGGCAUCACUCUAUACCGGGGUCUCUAUUUUGGCAUAUAUGACACCAUGAAGCCUCUCGUCCUAGUAGGGCCAUUGGAGGGAAAUUUCCUGGCCAGUUUUGCUUUGGGCUGGGCAAUAACUACAUUCUCUGGGGCCUGCGCUUAUCCAUUCGACACAAUCCGACGUAGGAUGAUGUUAACUUCAGGGCAACCAUUUAAAUACAGGAACGCCUUCCAUGCCGUAAAACAGAUAGUUUCCACCGAAGGGUUCUUCACACUAUUCAGAGGUGUUGGUGCAAAUAUUCUCUCAGGAAUGGCAGGAGCUGGAGUUCUUGCUGGGUACGACCAGCUUCAACGGUUUGCGGGCCAGCAUGAUUACAGAUUUGGGAGCAAGAUGAAAGGAGCAUUGAAGUGAUGUGCAUAGAUACACGUAUGGGAAGAAGAUUCGUUGGUUGUUAAGGCUGGGUUGGCCAAAUGGGAUGUAGGAGCUACAGACUAGCUUACAGAACAAAACUCUACUCCCUUCGAUCUUAACAGUUACUGGGAUGAAUGAGUUGAUCAAAAGAACAUUUCCUGGAGGAGGUUCCCAGGACAGUCAUGAUGUAGUAAAUGAUUCUUGCUAUACACGUUUUAAAUAGAUGUGAUUCUUGAAGUGUAAAUUGCCAUAGACGCAGAAGUUGAUGUCCCCAUGUACACCAUCACUGCAAACUGUAAAUAGUACAUGUGGAAUUGCUAUUACUGAAGGAUAUGAUUCUUCUUUC